GUUAGUUAAUUUAAAAUAUGGCGACUUCUUCUGACAGCUCUUAAUUUAAGUACCGGCAAACAAGGUUACAGAGAUUAUUCGCAAGGACUCUGAUUCAACCGUUGCCGUGGAAUACCCGACAGUUCUCACCGAUGCCGAAACCAAUUCCCAGUGCGGCUGGCCGAUGCACUUGCUCAUUCCCAAAGGAACGCCAGGUGGUUACACGGCUCAGCUCUUCGUCAUAGUCACAAACUACGAAUUAGACGUGCCGUUCGUCAGAGCUACCCUGAAAGACACGCCACCUUACUGCGGCAUGAGGGACUCAAAGUAUCCAGACAAAAGAGCGAUGGGCUUCCCGUUCGAUCGGCCGCAGGAUCUGGUCAGGAUUCGGACGCUGGCGAAUUUCACCGCCUUGACCAAAAACAUGGCCUUCACCGACGUCCUCAUCAAUCACAAGAACGUCGUGAACGAUGGAAAACUUGCUUCGCCUCGUACCAAUUUCAACCCCAAGAACGGACUGUCAGACGAGUCUUACUCAAGGAUCAACAGUCAAGCUCGGCGUGACGAGUCUGUGACAGAAUUUUCUCUAGGUGACAAUCCAUUCUUCGUGAGCUACCUGCAUGCAUCCAGGAUGGACAACAUGCGGCGCGAUUGGAAUGGAGCCCAAGUUUUCUGCCGAAGAAUGGGACUCGACCUUCUCACAGUUCCAAGCACCAGGCAUUUUACAGCUGUGAUGCUAUAUUUACGGACCAUGCUGUCGGCAUCCACGGAGCAUUUCAACGUCUGGAUCGGAGCCAAGUGGUUUUCAGGAGACGAGCUGAGCAACCUAUCUUCCUACAAGCACAUAAGUAAGGAUAAAUUCAAGUGGACCAGCAGCUCUGAAGACAUGGCCAUUGUUGACGUCAUCAAAUCCGAGCAGCCGGGUCCUUGCGUCAACAUUUACGUCGACAGCAAAAAAGCAAACUACUGGGCCAACAACUGCUCUAGAAACUUCCACUUCAUCUGCAGCAAAAGCAAAUGGGAAAUUCCUCCUCUGCUGGAAAAAGCCGUCGCAACACACAUCUCAGAGGAAAACAUACGUCGCCUCUUCCUUGAUUCUGACGAAGAAUAUUAAAUAAUUUCUUUUCAUCUUGGAAUGAAAGCAAUGGGAUUUUAAGAGGCUUACAUUCUAAUGUAAUCUAUAUGACCUGUAUGGUUUCAACAAUAACAAAAUGUUUGAAAACUGCUUACUCUCUGUUAUUAUUUACUUGACUAUACUAUCAUUUCAAUAUUAACUAAAUUACCCCACUUUAUUUUGAUUGAAUGGAAAAAUGCAAAAAUUUAAGUGGAUAUUCCAGAUUCAAGGAGUUUAAGCGUACUACUGAUUCAUCUCUCAUCACUUUCUUCAUUCAUUAUUUUACCAACAAAAAUCUACUUUUUGUUUUCUCUAUCUCAACGUUCAGCAAAUGAUUGUGGAAAUAUCAUUCACUUUGAUUUUUUUUCCUAAAAAAAUUCGGCUUUAAAAACUCUUUAAGGCAACAUUGGUGGUUAAAAUUUUCAGUAUGUUAUGAUAAUUUUUAUCCAAUGAUAGCCGGAAAUGGCUCUUAUCGUUGCAAUGACUUGAUUUAUGUACUCAAUUUAAUAUAAAAAGAUUUUCUUUUACAAUGUUUUACAAGUUGAUUGGCAAGUGGGACUGCCGCGCUU
This is a messenger RNA of Neocloeon triangulifer, 1662 nucleotides long. RefSeq lists its product as uncharacterized. The transcript is spliced from 5 exons. NCBI's taxonomy places the organism in Eukaryota, Metazoa, Arthropoda, Insecta, Ephemeroptera, Baetidae. The record is from RefSeq and is a predicted model, not a curated record. The coding region runs from base 164 to 1093 and encodes 309 amino acids.